Molecule: messenger RNA, 3995 nt
Organism: Coturnix japonica (Japanese quail)
Lineage: Eukaryota; Metazoa; Chordata; Aves; Galliformes; Phasianidae
Source: RefSeq, a predicted model, not a curated record
UGUUCCAGAGAGCAUUCUGACAUCAAGUUGCAUGAAGAAUAGCCAGCAUGAAGAGAUCAGCCCAGUCAGAAGUACAGAAGCAUCAGGAAGGAAGGUGAAAUGGAAGGUGAAGCAGUUGAAGCCAUUGUGGAGGAAUCUGAAACUUUUAUUAAGGGGAAGGAGCGAAAAACCUAUCAGAGACGCCGCGAGGGAGGGCAGGAGGACGAGGCUUGUCAUAUAGCACCAAACCAGGCAGACGGAGGGGAAGUGGUGCAGGAUGUCAACAGCGGUGUACAGAUGGUGAUGAUGGAGCAGCUGGAUUCAACUCGUGUUCAAAUGAAGACUGAAGUAAUGGAAGGUGCCGUGCCUCAGGAAACGGAGGCUACGGUGGAUGACACACAGAUCAUAACACUUCAGGUUGUUAAUAUGGAAGAGCAGCCUAUAAACCUUGGUGAGCUUCAGCUGGUCCAAGUACCCGUUCCAGUGACUGUACCCGUUGCCACCACAUCUGUGGAAGAACUUCAGGGAGCUUAUGAAAAUGAGGUUUCCAAAGGAGGCCUGCAGGAGGGAGAGCCCAUGAUCUGUCACACCCUGCCUUUACCAGAAGGCUUCCAGGUCGUGAAGGUGGGCGCUAACGGUGAGGUGGAGACACUGGAACAAGGGGAACUUCAGCCACAAGAAGAUCCCAAUUGGCAAAAAGAUCCAGACUAUCAACCACCAGCCAAAAAAACAAAGAAAAACAAAAAGAGUAAGCUCCGCUACACCGAGGAGGGCAAAGAUGUGGAUGUCUCUGUGUAUGACUUCGAGGAGGAGCAGCAGGAGGGUUUGUUGUCUGAGGUCAAUGCAGAAAAGGUGGUGGGUAACAUGAAGCCACCUAAACCAACGAAAAUUAAAAAGAAAGGUGUAAAGAAGACAUUCCAGUGUGAACUGUGCAGUUACACUUGUCCACGCCGUUCCAACUUGGACCGCCACAUGAAAAGCCACACUGAUGAAAGACCACACAAGUGCCAUCUCUGUGGCAGGGCUUUUCGGACAGUCACGUUACUGAGGAACCAUCUCAACACUCACACAGGUACUCGCCCUCACAAGUGCCCAGACUGCGACAUGGCCUUUGUGACCAGCGGAGAGUUGGUUCGGCAUCGCCGUUACAAACACACCCACGAGAAGCCGUUCAAAUGCUCGAUGUGUGACUAUGCCAGCGUGGAGGUUAGCAAAUUGAAACGCCACAUUCGUUCUCACACUGGAGAGCGUCCGUUCCAGUGCAGCUUGUGCAGCUACGCCAGCAGGGAUACUUACAAACUGAAGAGGCACAUGAGGACCCACUCUGGAGAGAAGCCAUAUGAAUGUUACAUCUGCCAUGCUCGCUUCACUCAAAGUGGUACCAUGAAGAUGCACAUUCUGCAGAAGCACACAGAGAACGUGGCCAAAUUUCACUGUCCUCACUGUGAUACUGUUAUAGCGAGAAAGAGCGACUUGGGUGUUCAUUUGCGAAAGCAGCAUUCCUACAUUGAACAGGGCAAGAAGUGUCGCUACUGUGAUGCUGUAUUUCAUGAGCGCUAUGCCCUCAUACAGCAUCAAAAGUCUCACAAGAACGAGAAGCGCUUCAAGUGUGACCAGUGUGAUUAUGCAUGCAGACAGGAGCGGCACAUGGUCAUGCAUAAACGGACCCAUACUGGAGAAAAGCCUUAUGCCUGUAGCCAUUGUGAUAAAACCUUCCGUCAGAAACAGCUCCUUGAUAUGCACUUCAAACGAUACCACGAUCCCAACUUUGUCCCUGCUGCCUUUGUCUGUUCCAAGUGUGGUAAAACAUUCACUCGCAGGAACACGAUGGCCAGACAUGCUGAUAACUGUUCUGGCUUAGAUGGUGGGGAAGGAGAGAAUGGAGGAGAGACAAAGAAGGGCAAACGUGGCCGAAAGAGGAAGAUGCGCUCUAAGAAAGAAGAUUCCUCUGAUAGUGAGGAAAAUGCUGAACCAGAUUUGGACGAUAAUGAAGAUGAGGAGGAGACAGCAGUAGAAAUUGAGGCUGAACCAGAAGUUGAGCCAGAGGCUCCUGCACCACCUCCCAGUAAGAAGAGGAGAGGAAGACCACCAGGCAAAGCUGCCACCCAGACAAAACAAUCCCAGCCUGCAGCAAUCAUUCAGGUUGAAGACCAGAACACUGGUGAAAUCGAAAACAUUAUAGUCGAAGUCAAGAAAGAACCUGAUGCAGAAACAGUAGAGGAAGAAGAGGAAGCUCAGCCUGCUGUAGUGGAAGCUCCAAAUGGAGACCUCACUCCUGAGAUGAUCCUCAGCAUGAUGGACCGGUGAUGGAGGACGACCAUGCCGGAUAACUGAACUGGCCUGGGCUGUGUUUAAACGGCUCAAAUCUAUUUUUCCUUUUACCUUUUAUUUUUAUUUUUUUUUUCUUGGCUUUGGGAAAUGCAUCAUUUUAGACCAUUUUACCAAACAUACUGGGAAAUAAAACUUCAAAAAUGAUGUUAGAAUGUGAUUUAACUAGAACUUGCUGUUUUAUGUUAGCAUUACAGGAUCAUGGAACAUUAGGAAACACUUCGGAGUCCAUGAGGGUUUCCCCGUGAGGGUUUCCCCGUGAGGUGCUGUAUUGGCAGUAACUAUACUGGUACUAACAAGAAUGGCAAUUACAAGGAAAAUGGUGGAAAUACAGAAGGUAUAAGGAAAAGGGAACUCACCAGAGCUGAGGCAAUCCUCCCUGGCAAGCAAUCUCCAAGAGAUGCUGCCUCAGUGAGGGUCAGCCCUUAAAUGAGGUCUCAGAGGAGGUGGAGUCGAACUCCACCCCUCCAGGGAGCACAGCUACAUAACUUUCACCUGUGCUCCCGCAGCUGACCCCACACUUGCCUCAGCUGAUUAAUCAGUGGUUCACACUGUGAUUACCAAUCUCCCAUACAGGUGCUUUGAUCAGUUUUGUUCUGAACUGCAUUGUAAACAGUGUCCUCAGAUGGCCAGCAACGAGUUUGAUGAGACAGAAGUGGAAGCCUUGACUAGAAUAUGUGGUAAACCACUCCGGACUUUACCCUUCUGGUUCCCAGAGUCCUUGAGCCUCCUUCUCUCAGUAGUGUUUUUAACUGUAAAUGCAGACUUGGGAGGGUUCUAGACUUUUUAAAUGUUUUUUGCUCUCCCCCUCCCUCACUGCCUAGCUCUGGUUCUCCAAGUCGGCUGCACACAGUAGUUUUUGGCAUGCUCCAACUUGGUUUCUGUCCUUAAUAUGCUUUGCUUUCUGCAAAGCAUUUCUGUAAUGGUCAAGCUUUGUAAAUAACUUUUUGUUUUUGGGGUUUUUUGUUGGUUUUUUUUUUUUACAUUUUAAUCUUUUUCCAUUAAUUAAGAGGUAUGCAAAGAGAUACAGUUGAAAUCAACCCCCGCUGUUUGAUUUCCUAAGCGAUAAAGAGGAUCAAUAGUUGUAAAUGUUGGACAAGCUGUUGGUAACCGAUCACGCAUUGAAGUGCAACCCCCCCCCCUCAGUGCUAUCACUUGUGGAACAGCAGGAACCUGCAGGUGAAAGCUGGCUUUGAAGCACACAAAACCAGCGUUGGAAACGCGUAAGGAACCUCCUUUUUGAGUUAUAACCUCACGGCAACGUUUUCUUUGCUCUUUGUAGUUGUAUUUUGUGUUGAUGAAUCCUUUGUUAAGAAAAAGUGGUGAUUAUUUUUUGAAGCGGGGUCACUUGCAGCCCUCGAAAACCUGGGCCAGGAAAUUCUAACAGGUCAGUAAUUACACACGAGUUUGGGAUCUCUAAUAAAGACAAAAGGAAUAAUGUGAAAUACAAACGAUGCCUGUAUAUGAAACUGUCACAUGGUUAAAAAGAAAUAUGUAAGCUUUUUAUAGAGCCUCAGUCUUGCUGAUUUCAAACCGAUUUUUCUUCUAUGUAUCGCUUUUAAGAGAGCUCUCAGUUUAGCUAUCAGACUCUAGGUUGAUGCAUUUUUGUACUUAGCUGUACUGUGUGAUAUUUUUCAUUAUUUUAGGAAGCCAACAUGGGGAAAAACAUAAAAAACAGGAAAAAAAAA